UCCAGAUCAUUUCUUACUGUUGUCACUAGUCUUCACCUCAGUUACAACGUUAAGUAAAAAUGUAAAUAUGGAUAAAACGUUCCAGUACAGUUUGGUCAAACAUUACGAGUUUCUCUCCAAACAGCAUUCGGAAAAACUACUCCCCAAUACAAUAGUACAAAUGAUCGGAGCUGUGUUCGGAAUAUUUGGAAACUCUCUUGUGCUUUGGCUGUACGGUAAAUAUAUACGAGAUAAAUCUGGUUCUCGAUAUUUUAUUCCAGCUCUGGCUUUUGUGGAUCUUGUUGGAUGUGUUUUGAAUGCAAUCCAUUUUCAUCUGGAGAAUAUAAUGUCCUAUAAUUACCCUGGUGUUCAUUUAUGUAAAACAAUGUAUUUUUUAAUUCUCUUUACUGGAGGUUUUUCCGCUAUAUUAAUCCUUGCGAUAGCGCUACAAAGGUAUCUAUUAAUCUGUCGUCCAUUUGGCAGGCAAAUGACGAAGAAAUUGUGCAAAAUAUCUCUGUUAUUUAUGUUACUAAUAUCGCUUGGGCCAUCAGUUCCAUCUUUGAAAUUAAUUGGACAGGAACUUAAAUUGAACGAAUUUAACAUCUCUGAGGAAAUAGUUUUCUGUAAAGCUGGAAAUUUUAGUACCGAAGAAGUUCAAGAGAUGAUAUCGUACUUAGGAGUUUUACUCUUUUUUACCUUAGGAAAUAUUUGUGUUACUUCUGACCUCUACAUCCCUGUAAUUAGAGCUAUGUAUAGAACACUGUCACCUCCAAGACAAAAUAAUGGUAAUUACGGUCAUCAUGUCAAUCCUGCAGAACGACGCAUCUCUGAUGAUGAAAAUAUUGCAAUGGAGGAACUUCCAGAAACAGAUGUGAGACAUAAUAACAUUGAACAUUGCAACAACGCAAUUACUGUCAGAAACCGGAAAUUAAAAGCGAGACAGAGAAUUACUCUUAUGUUUCUUGUCAUCAUUAUUGUUUACGUAGUUACGUAUCUGACGACACCCAGGUUACCCAAAUCUACAGUUUUGUAGAUUACAAUGUUUUCUUUCUUACAGGAUAUAAGCUGAAUGUUUUAUUUUUUUGUCUCCGCUUUAAUCUUCUGAAUCAUAUUGCUAAUCCAUACAUUUACUGGUUUUUUGACACCAAAUUUAGACACGAACUGCGAAAUUCAUGUUGUCAUGUUAUUUUCAGACAUUAGUUUUCAGAGGUGAAAUGAUGACAACUUAUGGCAAAUUUGAGUCAUUUUGAGUUUCUCACAGAAAGAAAGUGAUGUUCAUUACAAUUAUUACAUGUACAUGUGUAAAUAGAUUAUUUUAAUUUCAGUGUAGAAUUUAUAAAUUUUUUUUUUUUGAGUAAAAGAAAUUAUGUUUUUUUCUAUAAAGGGGGCAAACUGGUAUUUCCAGUCCGUAAUACUUUGCGCAUCGUAGUUAAAAAGCAUAUUUAUCCUUUAAAGCAACUAUUUUCACAAAAUCAAUACAUUUUAUCAAAUCUAGGAAAUAAGUUUAAAAACCUGUAUUUAAUUGUACAUAACUGAUUUUGAAGGUAUUUUUCAACCGAUAGGGUGAUUGACGUGGUAAUUGUGUAUUUGUGACGUAGGCAUAAAAUGACGUUCUGCAAGAGGGGGCAUAAAACAUGUUUACAAUAUGAGAUCUUAAAAUCUGAAAAAAAAAACGGAAUUGGAGAAUCUCUCAAUUAUUUUUGUAUUUUUUGUAUAAAUCCUUAUUUUCUAUCUGUAUAUUUAUAGUACAUUUGUACUCCAUUAAAACAGAAAAUGUUAAUUUUUACAUUUUGAAUUGCCUCACAUGGAAACCAGACGUUAGAAAUAUUGUGUGUCUUAUUUUUUAUGUUCCAUUUAGUAAUACCCAUCAUUCAUUAUAAUUUGAGCAAAACGUCUACUGCAGUUGUUGUAUAAUUUGCUUUGAAAAGCAAUUAAUUGACAUUUUGUCACAUAAUGCUAUUAUAGUAAA
Messenger RNA from Saccostrea cuccullata (small rock oyster), 1948 nucleotides. Its product is annotated as bombesin receptor subtype-3-like. Lineage: Eukaryota; Metazoa; Mollusca; Bivalvia; Ostreida; Ostreidae. Bases 68 to 1012 code for a protein of 314 amino acids. Gene Ontology annotation, molecular function: neuropeptide receptor activity. Gene Ontology annotation, biological process: neuropeptide signaling pathway. The transcript has a single exon. Gene Ontology annotation, cellular component: plasma membrane. The record is from RefSeq and is a predicted model, not a curated record.